AUGAGCCAAGCGCAUAGCUCUUUUAACCGCAAGACCUCGUAUGCUGGUGAAAUUGAGUCUAGCAUCGGCGGUGUGGGCCAUAAUGUCGCAUUGGCCGCUCUCUACGCUGGAGCUAAUGUUAGACUGGUAUCAGAAGUGGGUCAUGACCAUGGCGAUUUACUCGAUGCUGUUUCAAACGAAGGAUUGGAGUUAUCGGGAAUAACAACUAAUGAGGGCAAAAGAACUGCUCGAUAUGUUUCUAUGAAUGAUGGAACCGGUGAACUCCUUAUCGCAUGUGCUGAUAUGGAUAUUAUUAAGGACAUGUCUCCUAAACACGUCUAUGAUGAAAUUUGCCGGGCUGAUGCUGAGUGUGUAUUCUUUGAUGGAAACAUCGGCAACGACCAGAAAAUGGCUGUUAUACGUGCAACUAAGCGAAAGACUGGGCUUGAGACUGGGACUUCGACACCUCGGUUCGUCGGGUUCGAACCUACUUCGGUGCCGAAAUCAAGCGAGUUGGCUGCCAUGAGUCUAGGAGUAUAUCCAAACCACGAUAUCGAUCUUGCUACACCCAAUAUUGACGAGCUGCAAACCAUGUUCGAGUCAUUUCACGAAGCAGGAAGGUUUGAUGUUGACCAUUGGUUUCCAGUAAUUGAUGCUCUGGGAGUGAAUGAAACGCUGAGAUUGGGUUUAGAGAAUCUUGCCAGGUCUAAACCUGAGCUUAUAAACCUCAUACGGUCAGGUAUAGCCCAACAAGCUCUGCACUUACUGCCCUAUAUUCCAAACUUGAUGAUCAAAAGUGGUGUUUUAGGUGUUCUCUCGUUUCAACUUCUGGACGCCGACCAAAUUCGAGACCUGGCUCGUUUUGGACCCUCUGUAACCAACAACACAGUUGGGAAGUCCAUUUCAACGCAGAUUGCAUAUAGAGAGGGUCAGCUUCUAGGAGUAUUGGUGCAACACUACCCUGCGUUUGAUAUUUCACCCUCAGAAGUUGUGAGUGUCAGCGGUGCUGGAGACAGUUUCUGUGGAGUACUCGUAGCCAAAUUGGCAAAAGACACCAGCUGGCUCUACACUGCUAACCAGCAGAAAGCAGAUGUCAUUGAUGCUGCUCAACUGGCAGCCAGUCUAGCGAUUCAGACACUGGAAGCUGUCAACCCAGAAAUCAGAUCAAUUACAAUUUGA
Molecule: messenger RNA, 1158 nt
Organism: Sugiyamaella lignohabitans
Lineage: Eukaryota; Fungi; Ascomycota; Dipodascomycetes; Dipodascales; Trichomonascaceae
Exons: 1
Coding region: 1-1158 (385 amino acids)
Source: RefSeq, a predicted model, not a curated record